This is a messenger RNA of Lipotes vexillifer (Yangtze River dolphin), 2697 nucleotides long. It is a transcript of the gene SLC9A5, whose product is annotated as solute carrier family 9 member A5. Gene Ontology annotation, biological process: sodium ion import across plasma membrane; potassium ion transmembrane transport; regulation of intracellular pH. Gene Ontology annotation, molecular function: potassium:proton antiporter activity; sodium:proton antiporter activity. The coding region runs from base 1 to 2697 and encodes 898 amino acids. The record is from RefSeq and is a predicted model, not a curated record. The transcript has 17 exons. Lineage: Eukaryota; Metazoa; Chordata; Mammalia; Artiodactyla; Lipotidae. Gene Ontology annotation, cellular component: plasma membrane.
AUGCUGCGCGCCGCACUGCCGCUGCUCUGGCUGCCCCUGGCGGGGGCGGGAGCAACCGAAGAGCCCACCCAGGAGCCGGGGGCGCCGGGGGAGCCUCCCCCNNNGUUGGCGCUCUGCCGCUGGCAGUGGCACGAGGUGGAGGCGCCCUACCUGGUAGCCCUCUGGAUCCUGGUGGCCAGCCUGGCUAAAAUCGUGUUUCACUUGUCUCGGAAGGUGACGUCUCUGGUCCCUGAGAGCUGCCUGCUGAUUUUGCUGGGACUGGUGCUGGGGGGCAUUGUCUUGGCUGUGGCCAAGAAAGCUGAAUACCAGCUGGAGCCAGGCACCUUCUUCCUCUUCCUGUUGCCUCCUAUCGUGCUGGACUCGGGCUAUUUCAUGCCUAGCCGGCUAUUCUUUGACAACCUGGGCGCCAUCCUCACCUACGCUGUGGUGGGCACACUCUGGAAUGCCUUCACGACAGGUGCUGCCCUCUGGGGCCUGCAGCAGGCUGGACUUGUGGCCCCUAGAGUGCAGGCUGGCUUGCUGGACUUCCUGCUGUUUGGGAGCCUCAUCUCAGCAGUGGACCCCGUGGCCGUGCUGGCUGUCUUUGAGGAGGUGCACGUCAACGAGACCCUCUUUAUCAUCGUCUUCGGCGAGUCCCUGCUCAACGAUGCAGUUACCGUGGUGCUGUACAAGGUCUGCAACUCUUUUGUGGAGAUGGGCUCUGCCAACGUGCAGGCCACUGACUACCUGAAGGGAGUCGCCUCCUUGUUUGUGGUCAGUCUGGGCGGGGCAGCCGUGGGCUUAGUCUUUGCCUUCCUCCUGGCCCUGACCACACGCUUCACCAAGCGGGUCCGCAUCAUCGAGCCUCUGCUGGUCUUCCUCCUCGCCUACGCAGCCUACCUUACUGCUGAAAUGGCCUCGCUCUCCGCCAUUCUUGCGGUGACUAUGUGUGGCCUGGGCUGUAAGAAGUACGUGGAGGCCAACAUCUCCCAUAAGUCCCGCACAGCUGUCAAGUACACAAUGAAGACUCUAGCCAGCUGCGCUGAGACCAUCAUCUUCAUGCUGCUUGGCAUCUCGGCCGUGGACUCUUCCAAGUGGGCCUGGGACUCUGGGCUGGUGCUGGGCACCCUCUUCUUCAUCCUGUUCUUCCGAGCCCUCGGCGUAGUCCUGCAGACGUGGGUGUUGAAUCAGUUCCGGCUGGUCCCUCUGGACAAGAUUGACCAGGUGGUGAUGUCCUAUGGGGGCCUGCGGGGGGCUGUGGCCUUUGCUCUCGUCAUCCUCCUGGACAGGACCAAGAUCCCUGCCAAGGACUACUUUGUAGCCACCACUAUUGUGGUGGUCUUCUUCACAGUCAUCGUGCAGGGCCUGACCAUCAAGCCACUGGUCAAGUGGCUGAAGGUGAAGAGGAGUGACCAUCACAAACCUACCCUGAACCAGGAGCUGCAUGAGCACACUUUUGACCACAUUCUGGCUGCAGUGGAGGACGUUGUGGGGCACCAUGGCUAUCACUACUGGAGGGACAGGUGGGAGCAGUUUGAUAAGAAGUACCUGAGUCAGCUGCUGAUGCGGCGGUCAGCCUACCGCAUCCGGGACCAGAUUUGGGAUGUGUACUACAGACUCAACAUCCGGGAUGCCAUCAGCUUCGUGGACCAGGGAGGCCACGUCUUAUCCUCCACCGGGCUCACUCUGCCCUCUAUGCCCAGCCGCAAUUCUGUGGCAGAGACCUCUGUCACCAACUUGCUGAGGGAGAGUGGCAGUGGAGCAUGUCUGGAUCUGCAGGUGAUUGACACAGUACGCAGCGGCCGGGACCGUGAGGAUGCUGUGAUGCACCACCUGCUCUGUGGAGGCCUUUACAAACCUCGCUACAGGUACAAAGCCAGCUGCAGCCGCCACUUCAUCUCUGAGGAUGCGCAGGAGCGCCAGGACAAGGAGGUCUUCCAGCAGAACAUGAAGCGGCGGCUGGAGUCCUUUAAGUCCACCAAGCACAACAUCUGCUUCACCAAGAGCAAGCCACGACCCCGCAAGGCCGGCCGCAAGAAGAAGGAUGGCAUGGCUAACACGGAGGCUACAAAUGGGAAACCUCCUCGAGACCUGGGCUUCCAGGACACAGCUGCUGUGAUAUUAACCGUAGAGUCUGAGGAGGAGGAGGACAGCGACAGUUCGGAGACAGAGAAGGAGGACGAUGAAGGGAUCAUCUUUGUGGCUCGGGCUACCAGUGAGGUUCUCCAAGAGGGCAAAGUUUCAGGGAGCCUUGAGGUGUGCCCAAGCCCACGCAUCAUACCCCCUUCCCCAACCUGUGCAGAGAAGGAGCUGCCCUGGAAGAGUGGGCAGGGGGACCUGGCAGUCUACGUGUCCUCAGAGACCACCAAGAUUGUGCCCGUGGACAUGCAGACAGGCUGGAACCAGAGCAUCUCGUCCCUGGAGAGCCUGGCAUCCCCGCCCUGUACCCAGGCCCCACCUAUGACCCGCCUGCCUCCCCGCUCACUGGUCACUGAAGAGCCCCAGGCCCCUCUCAACCUGCCUUCUGAUCUACGCCCUAGCUUUGCCUUUCCCACGAGCCUGGCCAAGGCUGGCCGCUCUCACAGCGAGAGCAGUGCUGACAUCCCCCAGCAGCAGGAGCUGCAGCCCCUCAUGGGACACGAGGACCACACUCAUCUCAGCCCAGGCACCGCCAACUCCCACUGGUGCAUCCAGUUCAACAGAGGUGGCCGGCUGUAG